Molecule: messenger RNA, 5487 nt
Organism: Varroa destructor (honeybee mite)
Lineage: Eukaryota; Metazoa; Arthropoda; Arachnida; Mesostigmata; Varroidae
Product: retinaldehyde-binding protein 1-like
Cellular component (GO): membrane
Molecular function (GO): phosphatidylinositol bisphosphate binding
Source: RefSeq, a predicted model, not a curated record
UCACGAGCUAUACAUAUCGGCCUAAUACGUUGUUUUUCUUCUCUGUUAAGCUAAGGAAUAGCGACAAAACAACUAGGACAGGUCGUCGUUAAAGGGUAAUCAGAAUGCGAGACCGCCUUCAUAUGGGCAAAUAUCGCUUAUUAGCGCAGGUUGAAUAGGGCAAACGGUCUGCCAGCGGUUAAUGCUUCGGUUGCUGCUGUUCCAAACGGAAACAUGUUAGGAACAUUGAGAAAAAACUUACUUAGAUUUUUGAUAAAUAUUGUUUUACGUUCUAUUAUAAAUAGUAUAAUAUUAACGUAACUAUAAUGGCUCCGUUCGACUCUCACGGUACGCCGGCAGCUCAAGCAGCUCUUAUAGCCCAGCACCACUCACCUUUGUUCUCGAAAUAGCUAGAAAUGAUUAUUGGAAUCAUUACGAUUAGCCCAACAUAUGAGCUGCGUUUGCGUCAGUCCUGUGCAGGUGUUUCAUUUCUUUGUUCUUUUGGCCAUCCUGUUUGUUUAUCCUUGCUAAAUCGUGACACUCUAAAAUAAGCGAAAGAAGCCCUAUUAUAAAAUCAUAAAUUCAAUACGACCCCGAGCGUCCGCCCCCCACCUAAGCCCUUGAAAGAGAACAAUGUCGAAAGGCCUCUGUGGCGCAAUUCUCGCGCAACCCAGACCAACGUUUAUCAAUCCCGCCAUUCUAUUCUAUGCUAUUCAACGGUGAAACGUUUUUACGCGCAUACACGCUGCGCUCCGAUCAACUGACUGACCAACGCGCUGAUUUGCUGACGCUAAACUGUAGUGCGCAACUAGAUAUGUCAACAUGCCUGCGAUGAUGUCUUCCUUAUUUGCUGCGCGUAUGUAGCUUUUACUCCUCCUGUUGCAAUGGAUGUCAGUCUGGUCGGUCCCUGCAUUUAGCUGUUACUGGUAUUGCUGUUGCUUUUUCAGUUGCUUCAGAGCGUUGAAGGUCUUGGCUCUGGUCGCCAGCUUCGUUCGUUUGGCGUCAGCUCUUAUUAUUCGAUACACUCAACCGUCCGUCCCUAUAUUCAUGUGUACAGCUGCAGAAGAGCGCUGUAGCCUGAACCUGAGCAAUGGCGGUCACACUUCGCCAGCACACAAAGAACUGGGUCACCCUUCGCUGCGCGAGCCGUCUUGACGUCUCAGCAGCGAGCCAUACUCUGUUGUCGUACGAUGUAAUAUGUCUAUGAUAUAUCUGGUCGGUGUGAGUAAGAGUCUACCCAGGCUACUAACCGGCGUCAACUGCUAAACCCUUCGAUCAACGAACCGAAGAGGCAGGCAAGCAUCGUCUCAGCAAUGGCGCGGCGGACCGGUCCAUGCAUUAGCACUUCAGAAUAGCUUCGUCCUUUCAGCCGUGUUCCCUGCUGUCGCUGAUACUGUGUAUGAAGAACAGUCAUCGUCGUCGUCGUGUGCUGUUUCUUGUCUGCUUGGUCCAGCCACCGUUGCUUGCCGAUAGCGACGCACUUCUGCGUCUCGCGGCCCGUGCUAACUGCUGUCCGUAUAGGGCAUCAAACGUAAAUGAAGGCAAGUGCCGGCUCCGCGGCGUGACGGUGAGGGCCUCAUGUGCAUGUAACGUGAACGAGGAGCGCGAGCCUUUUUUGCUGUUGGCAGUAAGACUUUUUUGCGCCGGUUAUCGUCCCGACACGAGUUGUCAGGGUAACGCCAACAGAAGUACUUGCUGUAGGAAAAUUGCUACCAGUUACCGCAUAGUUAUAGUGGUGAGAAAGAACUUGGGGUUUGUCGCCGCUGCUGCCGUUGUUGUUUGCUGUUGGUGAAAUGUUCUGCGUAAAGCGUCAGCGCCAAUACUAGCCAACCCGAAGCAGCGAAACGCUCACUGGGAAAGUGAACGGCAUCGAAUUGGCCACCGUUCCUUCAUCGACAACUUCGCUGCUGCCACUAGCGAUCAUCCACGGCGGAGCAGCCCGGGACUCUCCAUAGCGGGAACGUUGUUGUUGCCACGGCUAGCAGAGGAAAGUACCGAUUGCUGCUAAAUUCGUAACGGCGAUUUCAAGCUCAACCGCUGACUGCUACGCUAAUCGAAACUUAGUUGGCCAGCCAACAGUCUUUGGCAGCAAACGCCAUGAUAUCAUAUUGUUAAAGUUGUUUCGCUGCUCCUAGCCUAGCAAACCCUAGUUUCCUUGCUGUGUUGGAUGUAUUAUAUAAAAGUAGUGAAGAGAAGUGUGUGCCUCUUUAUUCAAUUGAGAGCAACGGUCUACCUGGAAAAGGUUUGAGAAGGUAAGCACGCCAGGGAUUACAGAUGGCAAAAGGAUCUAAAAAGUUUGUAAACAUACAGUGUUGAGGUCUCUGAAAAUCUUGUGACAAGGGCCUUGAUAUGAUUGGUAACGCUGGUCCAGGCAGCUUGCUACAGUGAAUGGGCACCCGCUCCUCUGGGCUAACCGGAAUUGACGCGGAAAAGAAGAUCCUACUGCCAGUACCAACUAACGGAUCGGUCUUCGCCCGGAAGUUGGGACAAUUGCUCCGGGGAUAACAUAUGAUCAGAUAUUGUCCGACUUUAAUGCAAUCAGCGUAAGGGGACCGAAUGGGUUACAAUGAGUGGUUCUCAACACCUUUGUCGAGGGUAUGAAGACAGUGAGCAAAGAAAGCUUCGCAAAACUAAUACUACAGCUGCUGCUUUCUGUAGCGCCAGCAGCAAUCGAACUCUAGCGGCAGAAGGCUUGUACGUAUUGCAGCCGGCGGACGAAGAUACGAGGAGAUCAAACAAGCCCCUGUUGCGACGCUGAUAGAAUUGCCGCAGCUAUCUCAGGCUUAGCAUGAGCAAAUACUGGAAUACUGCAGGGAGUAAUAUGAAGUUAUGCGAAAUUUGUUGUAGAGCUGCAGCUGCGCGCAAACGAACCUCUACUUAAGUUACUAGUGACUUUUCAAAUUAUUAUUAUAGUAUUAUAUAGUAUGUACAGUAUCAUACAAUGUAACAUUAAGCUUCAGGAGCUACAGGUGCAUUUCCAACAAAGGAAAGUGAAGACAUCAUGUUUGUGUAUAAUAAGAUAAUCCAGACUGUUUGAGACAAUUGUGAAGAUGGUCCUAUACGUUCAUCAAUAAUCAAUCGCAACUACAUCGUGUCGAAAGAUCGUGUUUUCUCAAUAUUGCCAACGUUCUGGAUCGAUCAUUGAUCGCCUGUUUAAUAGUGCUUGGUAAACAAAUUUCUUUCUCUCGAUAACGGCGGUGUCGUAAUCCAAUAUGUGGAAUCGUGCUGCUCGUCACCAAGUUCCCAGAAAUGUCCAGGUUUAACCAACCGUAGUACCCGGAUCUUGUUGGGACUUUUAGCCGGUAACCAUAGCGUUCCGCAGUGAGAAGGUACGAUUAAUAUCAGUCAGCCCGAAGGCUAACCAAGCUGGUCAGGCUUUUCGUUCGUGAAUCAGUGUUGAUCGGAUAAGGCUGGUAAUCCCGAGUGCUGUGUAUUAGCUGUGUCUGUUUGUCUGGAGUGGUAGAAACACUCUGACGUAUGCGGUUUUCGUUCAAACAUAGCAUCGGUAGUAAGGGUGAUACAUCGGGACUACCUGAAAUCGGCGCAUUUUCGUAAGAACUUUUAACGAGUUAUCUCAAAUUCUGUUGCGAUCGUGGGUGUGCGAGGAGACUCUGCUCUGGAGUAUUUAUAUCUGUGGCGUGAAAGAACUACUAUUUGUGGCUCGUCAAUUCUCAUUGUUCGCUGACAUCCUGACACGCCCUACGACGCUGACAGCGGAUUAAUUAAAACACUGAGCGCACCAUGUGCGACCUGCCAACCUCUGUGCGUGCCGUCGCUGAACGCGAACUCGGCGAGACGCCAUCCCGACGUCGCGCAGAACUAAAAAAUCUCCGCCGGUUAAUUGCUGAAGAAGAAGGGUUUAAUCCGCGACAGGAUGAUGCAUUUCUGCUACGAUUCCUUAGGUGCCGUAAAUACGACGCCGACAGAGCUUUCAAGGUUUUAAAAAAUUACUACAAGAUCCGAUCAAAUCAUCCACAUAUCUUCGGUGCGUUUCAUCCAUCCGCUCAGGAAGGUACAAUCAACCUAAACCUACAAACCAUCCUUCGCGGAAGGGAUCGUAAUGGCUGUGCUGUCUUCAUCUUCAAAGGUGGUUGCUGGGAUCCGAAAACAACAAAACCGGAAGACAUUUUCAAAGUCAACGUCAUGUUCCUCGAACAGAGCAUUCAGGAUCCUAUUACGCAGGUAAACGGUAUCUCUGCCAUAAUGGACAUGAAGCACUUUGGAUUGCUUCAACUUCGUCAUAGUCCGCCAGCACAUCUACAGAAGGUAGUACAACUUAUCCAGGACUGCUUUCCGGCUCGGUUCAAAGCUAUCCAUAUCGUUCACGAACCCGCCGUAUUCGGAAUUCUGUUUGGCAUCGUUAAAAGAUUUCUCAACACAAAGCUCCAGAAACGUAUUCACUUUCACGGUAGCAACUAUGAUUCACUCCACGAGCACGUUCCCGCAUCGGUGCUUCCUGAAGAGUAUGGCGGUGAGCUGCCAACAAUGAAUAACCAAGACUACUCAAAGGCCAUGUUUGCUCGCGAUGAUGAGUACAUAACUGACCUUCAAUACGGCUUUCAGAAAAGGGACGCAGGUUGCGUUGACUCGAUUGUGAAGGAUACGGUAAAAGAUCACAUAGCCGACAAUGUCGACAACAAAAAAAUACUUUCAGCGGCUACCACUGGGUAAAGGACAAGUGGUAGAAAUUAGAACACGAAUAUUUAUAUAAAUAUACUGUGUAUGCGUAACGGUGUCGCAACGAGAAAUGGCCAGAAAACUGUAUGGAAUAGAGUAAAGAAACGUUUGGUGUUCGUAUGGAGAAACGCAAAAGUUCAACAUGGCUAUAGAUUCAUUGUAGAGGGGGUGCCCAUUGCAAAUACACCCCAGCUGACAAUAUGCACUAUAUGUAUACACUAAGCUUGCGCUUGAUAUCUACUAUCGACGAGUAGAGAAAACACAUGCCACUCGGUGUUAACUUACUAUGGAUGCAAAAAUGAAGCGGAGAAUCAGCCUGAGAGCAACUUCCAAAAAGCCGCACAUUACAUGUACGAGAGAUAGAAAUUGCGUCAUUAUAAUAUUAGAUGGUUUCAGAAACAAAAACGUAGAACUUGUUGUCAUUGUAUUAGAUGCGACUGAAAACACACGAUAGGUACUUCGCCAGGUCUGUUGAAGGAUCGUUCUGCUGUUGUUGUUAUAUAUAUAUGAUGUUAAAUUAUUACUGAUCAUCGGUAACUUACUACUAACCUUCGUGGGAGUUGAGUGUCUGAUUUACGUUAAUGGGUGGUAGUUAAGUCCACAAUUUGUAUGUACAUAAUAAAUACUUAGGAACCAAAGGGAUGAGAUGAGACACCUUUACUAUAUAUUUGCACACGCACAUAUUUUUUUGUUAAACAGGAUGUCGCAAUAUAUAGCGAUAUCGGACACAGUAUGUGACAUUUGAAAUAGCUUCAAUAUGAAAAAUUACCGUAGUGAAGAUCAGCAACGAAGAUAAAUCUGUGAAGCGGUACAAAAUAUGAAGCAGAUGAA